Molecule: messenger RNA, 1218 nt
Organism: Ctenocephalides felis (cat flea)
Lineage: Eukaryota; Metazoa; Arthropoda; Insecta; Siphonaptera; Pulicidae
Product: peptidyl-prolyl cis-trans isomerase G-like
Exons: 4
Coding region: 1-1218 (405 amino acids)
Source: RefSeq, a predicted model, not a curated record
AUGAGUGGCACUAAAAAGGAUGAUCAUACUAAUAGACCAGUAAGUUCUGACGGAUCCAACGAUGAUGAUCACGCAAGAGAACCAAAACGUUCUCUUCCAAAUUCAUCUGAUUCAAAGUCAUCACAGUCAGAAGAUGAGAAAAUUAAAGCUUCAGAUCACGAGGAAAUGAAUCAAUCUGUAAAUGAAAAGUUAAAAGGGUCCGCUAAGGAGAAAAUGGAGCAAACAAUAGCCGAGAAAGUUGCAGUAGCCCGUCGAAUAUGGGACUAUAUGAGUGACGAGCGAAACAAGGACUUCGCGAAUAAGAUCAAUCAAAGAGCCAAACACUUCUUCAAAAAAGAGAAAUUUGUAGUAAGACAUGAUCGCAAGAAGUAUAGGGUGGGAAGAAGCAAAGUUAUCGUAGACGUUACAAUUGCAGGAAAUGUUAAACCGAACCAAGCACCAGAAACUGAGAACUUUGAAUCAGAUUCAAACAACGAUGAAUCUGACUCUACUUCGAGCGACUCUGACUCACAUCCAAGAGCUAGAACAGAUACUAGAAAAUCAGAACGAACUAAAAAACGUAAAAGAUCUGUAUCCUACAACGAGAACAACUUCGAAAUUCCUGAUGAAGAAGAGCGCGAGACAGUUUCUAAAAAUUCAAGCUCCCAUAAAAGAAAAAAAUCUAUCAUCAAAAACACUUGCAGAUUAUCUAGCAGUGUUAGUGUUGAGACAACAGUCAUCGAAUACGAAUAUGACACACCAAAACUGAGUGUUUCCAGUGCAGUCGAAAGUAAUAAAAAAUGCGAUCGUGAUAUUGCCCCACGUCGGACAACUGAUUUCUCUUAUGCUGACUUUGUGACUAAUGCUCGUAGUAAGCAAUUGAGUUCAAAUAAUAAACCUGGAAAUUGCAUGAAAUCAAAGAAUGAAUUGUUAGCAGCUUCUUCAAAACUAAGAACGAAAUUUUUGUUAGCAACUGAUGGCAUCGACCAUUCAACGCCUCGGGGUAGAUCUGAAGAUAAGGAUAAUGAAGAAAGAAUAGAAAAUGACCAAAUGUCAGAUGUUCUGGAUCUAGACAUUAGCGGAUUCCCUUCAGACACUUCACACCAAUCGACGCCAAAGUCAACACAAAAUGACCAGCAAACUACAAUGUUGGCAUUGCAGGAACCACUUGAAUCAAUGCAGGAACCACUUGAAUCCAUGCAGGACCCACCUCAAUCCAUGCAGGUGAACAAAAUUUAA